AUGCUGUUCAUGUAUUUACCAAAGUCCACGAUGCCACGUAAACACAAUAAUGCUAGUGCCGUUGAUGUUGUGGCCGCCCCAAAGCGACGAGUGCCACCCAAGCCCAAGUCCCUCAAAGAUCGCAUUGUAUCUAUCGUCAUAGAGUCAUCAAUCAUGCUGGGGGCGCCAACGAUCAAGAAGAAACUCGUCCACGACUUCGGCCUAGUGAAUUCCAAAGCAUUCAACACCAACGUCAACAAGGCGCUCAAGGAAUUGGAUGACGACGACGAUCGAAAAGACUUUGGCAAAUGCGGAGGCUCGUACCACGCUGGCCCAACCAGCGCCGCGUACUUGGCACAUGUGGCGAAGGAGCAGGAGGCGGGCCAACUGGAAGCAUACAAGCGAGAAGGCCGCGUUUUGUGCUGCCAUUGUAACCAGUGGACACUCAACGAGUUCAUCCGAGAGGACUACGUAGCUCGGGGCGCAGAAUGCCUGUGUUGUGGCUGCAACAAGACGUACUUUACAUGGAUUUCGGACGGAUACACUGAAGGGCACGAAGUGGAAUACCGAUUUGGCGAUGGACGUGAAGAAUACAAGCAGAUUCUGCAUUGA
Molecule: messenger RNA, 591 nt
Organism: Aphanomyces astaci
Lineage: Eukaryota; Oomycota; Saprolegniomycetes; Saprolegniales; Verrucalvaceae
Exons: 1
Coding region: 1-591 (196 amino acids)
Source: RefSeq, a predicted model, not a curated record